GAGAAGCCAAAUUUCCGAAGGUUUUUCAACUUCAGAUUCUGCUUUCUGCUGUAUAACUACCCUGGGUAUUUUUACAAGCAAUCCUCCUCAAACUUAACGCUAGGGGAAAAUGUGUCGUUAGCAUCGGGGACAGCCGUGUCCACCUGUUCUCGGCGGUCGUGCGUGCAUGCAGACUGAAGCUUGCGUCUGUAGUCCGUUGUAUCAAGCAAUGCUAGCUAUGGCGUGUCGCGUGGUACUGGCAGUGGUCUGUCUCCUUUUGGUGGUCGAAAUUUGGGCCGAAGAACCUCAACCAUGUUGCUGGAUUAAUCAGAUGACCGGAAAGUUCGAACUCCAACAGACUGAAGAGCUGGAAGGCGGGACGGUGGUCCUUGAGACAACCAAUGCCGAGUUUGCUUACGAUAAGACAUUCAGCUGCAAGGCCUUUAUCUUCACUGAGACUUUUGCUAAUGGUACCCAGCGAGUCGACCGACUCGUGGAGUUCUACAAUCGUGGAGAAGCUUACUACAUCGAGGACAAUCAAGGCCAGCAAAGAUGUCGAAGGGGGCGGAUUCCAUUUCAGUUUCAAAAAAACUGCGUCCCUGAAAAGGCUGUGUACCAGGGUAACGUUACCCUUGGUGACGACGCCCUCUCCGGCAACACGUGGGAACUCAACUUCGCCCAAGGCGGUUACGUCGCUAACAGGACGUACUUGUUAGCCGCAGACUACUGUGUUCCCAUCACCGUUAACUUUGUACUCAUGAACUUCAACACGGACCCGCCAGAAGCAAAUGCUGGAACCAUCGCCUAUGCUGACAUUGAACUUGGAAUCUGUGACCGAGACAAGUUUUUCCACAUUCCUGAUGAAUGUCCACAGGACAUUAUGACGCCUUUCUUGGAGAAAAUUUCGAAACGCCGUCAACUGCUGGAGAUGCAGUACGAAGCAUUUAUGUGAUUUCGAAGCGUAGAUCAGCUACUAAAAGCUGUUGUUGAAACCUUCUAGAUUAAUACAUUAAAGCUCAACAAUGAAAUAAUGUACCUUAUUAAACUGACUGAAACAGAAAAUUUGACAUUUACACUAAAUUGUACGCUAAUUCCUUUAGUUUGCUCUCAGUAAGGGACCUUCUGGUUUGAGACCUACACCAAAGGACAGAGAAAUACAGAAAUUGUACAAGGACGAUUCUUUACAGGAAAACUGUUGGGUUGAAAAAAAAUAUAACUUCGUUUUCAGCGCCUUAUUUUCAGUUCUGGAGGAAUGCAAAAUUUAGAAGAUGAAUACAUUAUCUCUUAAACUAAAGAAUGUAUGUGAACCCUUUUUCCUUUUUUAUUGUGAAAUUGUUUUGAAGUUGUCAUUUUCAUGCUAGGGAAGCCACCCAGAGAUCGCUGAAUCGAACCACUAUUAUUAUCGUUCCGGGCAGUCAAUGUUGAGUUACUCGACGUAUUUUACAUGUAAGAAUAAAAUUCAUUUUCUUGGAAAACAGACACA
Molecule: messenger RNA, 1462 nt
Organism: Acanthaster planci (crown-of-thorns starfish)
Lineage: Eukaryota; Metazoa; Echinodermata; Asteroidea; Valvatida; Acanthasteridae
Product: development-specific protein LVN1.2-like
Biological process (GO): cell-matrix adhesion
Cellular component (GO): extracellular region; lysosome
Molecular function (GO): calcium ion binding
Source: RefSeq, a predicted model, not a curated record